Triticum urartu is the source of this 1872-nucleotide messenger RNA. Lineage: Eukaryota; Viridiplantae; Streptophyta; Magnoliopsida; Poales; Poaceae. The record is from RefSeq and is a predicted model, not a curated record.
CGUCUUCGCGGCUGGCGGGCCACGUGUUGGCGACCGGCGCCGGAGAUCCGCUCGCCCGUCUUCCUCCCCUGCUCCGCUCCGCUCCCCUUCCCCCAGUCGAGUCUCCUCCGCUGCCGGGCAUCGAGUCCUUCUCCCGCUUCCCAAGCCGCGUGCGUGGUUCUCACGGCCGGGGACCCCGAUACCCCGCGGAGGAACUGGCGGUUGCUUCCCACGCGCGUCCCCUCCUGAUCCCCUUCUUCCCAGUUGCCGUGCCGCGCGAUGGCGGCGCCGCCUUCCACCUCCUCGCCGUCCGGGGAGGUCCCCGUCGAGAGAUCGCCCACUGACCUAACCGGCGGCGACGGCCAGGCGUCGCCCUCGAGGGCCGAAUUGCUUAGCAUGGUGAAGAAACACUCGCAUCUGAUCGGGUGGACCGUCGUCGAGGCCGAGGACGAUCCGGCCGACGUCGAGAUGGAUGAUAAAUUCUGGCAUGAGAUGCUUGAUCUCUUCUUCGUGCGUGGUAGGGUCUCGAGGAGCAGGGAGGAGGACGACCUCGUCUUCUUUGUCAAUAGCAUGAUGCAGAAGAUGGAAGAUCUGCCUCCCUUUUUCGUGCGGAGAUGGGCUCCUACGCUUGAAAAGCUCAUCAAUGCUAAUUCAACCGAGGUUGAUUGGGAACGUUCCUUCUAUUUGAAUUUAGUCGCUCACACGUCAUAUACUGUCACGGUGGCAUUGUGCAGUAUCAGCAAUCUUCGCAAUCGUGCAGACAAAAGCAAGCGGUUGCCUCCAAUUUAUAAGGUUUCGAAAACUGUAUAUGCAUCCCCUAGCCGUGUAAAUUUCCGCCUUGAUCAAAGAAAGGCUGUAGAAACAGUACCUGCAUAUCCCAACAUUUAUUUCUCAGUUGAUGACUUCGAUGAUCCUUUUGAUGCUGUGGUUUUGUCAGACCCAGAACACUGCUAUUGUGUGAUUCUCAAUGCACAUGAUGGGGCGGCAUUUCCUGAAGAAACCGGAUCAAGCAAUGUCAGUUCAAAUAUACAAUCUGCGAUCAACUCUGGGAGCAUUGGAGAGAACCCACCAAAGAGAACUCUCUUCUCGGGUUAUGUCAGCUAUCAAAAUGUCCGUGAAGCUUAUGAUGCUGGCAGAUCCAAAUUCGGGAGCUUCCUCUCACUUGGGCAGGACAAUACGAAACUCGAUAAACUUUUCAUGAGGGGCCCUGAAGGACGUGGGGAAGUUGAAGUUGCUGUUUCUGGGAUUGCAGAUCAGAGCCGUGAGAGGUCAAAGAAAGAUGCAGGAGAUAACUUCCGGGUUCUUGUUCGUAAGGCGGCUUCUGCUGCAUCAAAGUUAGCAGAGCAGGCCUUCGAGGCUGCAUCUGCCAACAAACGAUCGGAUGAUAAACUUCUUCCUCUCAAGUGCUGUUUGAUGUCAGUAUCUCUUCCUUGGGACUUCAUUGCUCAUGACCUGUUGCACAAGGAAACACCGCCUUUGGACUUCUGAUGCUGCAAGUCCACCCUCACCUAAAGGGGUAGGGCUUGGACAUGAAACUUCUGCCAAUGUAACGAGGAAACUUCCUGUGCACAAUCUCUACCGUUCAUAGAGGUUGCGCAGAAGUUUGUGGCUUGAUAUAUUGUAGGCUCAGAUGGCGCAUGAGGAGGGAUGGAGGUACCCAAGAAACUGGGAUGCGUUGUGCGUUGUGUACUUUGUUAGACCAAACUGGUAGUGUUUGAGCCUGUCGCUGUGCCGCAGACUACUACUGUAGAUGACUAGGGCAUGUAAAUAUUGAGUGGUUCUUCCUGAGGAAAAAGUAUCAAGUGCUCCUUCCAUAGUUUUUUAUGCUGUUGAUUGAAAAGUUGUACCGUUUAGUCCACUAUAAGCAUAAUAUCAUUGAAGCUUUGUGUUGAA